GGUACGGAUCGCACGCCCCCGCGCACCACAUUUUGGCGAUCGCGCUCGCAAUAAAAAACUUAUGGAGGAAUAAAAUUUAGUGUUUCUGCCACGAUGAAGUGAAAAAUUAUGUUGUGGCCGUAAAAACAAUGUGCUUUAUGUGUACAGUUUGAUAUUAGUGUGAUGAUAAUAUUUUUUUCAAAAUGACUGUACUUCUCGUUUUGGGAUUUUUUGUUGUGAUAGCAACGGCACACAACAUCACGUUCCUUGAGGUGCCGAGGUACGGCGACCCGCACCGGGAAGCGAAUCUCGUCUGCCAUUACGUGAAUGAGAAGGACGACCCUCCACUGCACUCCGUCAAGUGGUACAGGGGGAGGGAUGAGAUAUUCAGAUACACCCCUGGUCAGCAGCCACCGACCCGAACAUUCAACACGACCGUGGAGAGAGUGACGCGAGGGUCGUGCAACUUGCACAGCUGUUCAGUCAGCGUAGUCCUCCCGAGGAUCUAUAACACAAGACUCUCGUUCACCUGCGAGGUCUCAACAGAGGGACCGAGGUUUGCUGUCGUCAAGCAAGUCAAGAAUUUGACUGUCGCUGUAACACAGAAAGAAGACCCAGUGAUAACGGGCGUUCCGGGCAGCAUCCAGCUCGGAGAAGACAUCAUAGUGAACUGCACCACGGCACCGGCCAUGCCGCCCGCCAACAUCGCGUGGUACGUCGACUCCAAACCAGAAAUGACCGAACCAUGGAUGGUGAACAACACGCAAGUCUCAGGGCCGAACGAGUUCGGGCUCCGGUCUAGCUGGCGGUCUCUCCGGCUCAGGGUCGCCACUGCGCGGGGCUUUCUGCUCCUGCGCUGCGAGGCCACGCAACCCACGUGGCCACCGUACAUGAGGUCCACCAACGCCACCAUCAUCGUCACGUCGCCACACCUCUCUAAGUUUACUGCGUCAGGCUCACAGCGGUCGGCCAUCGAAGCUUUCCUGCUCAUCACGUGUAUAGUACAGUUAAUUUCUAAAUACAGUGCCUUGAGUGAAAUCUAAAUUAUAUGUAUAGUGUGGUAAGAACGAAUCUCGUUUGGCGUAUUCUCGCGAAUUUGAAAGGUUAUCUUGGAUGGUAUUAGAAGUAUUCUUGCUUAAAAAGUAUUAAAAUAACAUCAUUUAUGUUAUACAAACGAACUUCUUAGACAUGGAACGAUUUUUAGUAUGAAAAACAACGUUCCGUGUCUUAAAAAUCGUUUAUAUAACAUGAUAUUGAUACUUAUUUUAUAAUGGUAGUAUUUUAGGUAAGAAUAACUCUUGGCGAUAUCGCUUAAAGUAACCUAUUCAAAUUCGCUGAUGAAUCUUUGUUUACAUACUCGAGGGAAACUAGAUUUUUUACUUUGAUUCAACAAUGAAUUCUUAUUAAUGCCAAUAUGUCAUUAUAAAUGCGAACGUCUGUCUAUGGGACUUUAAAAGUUAAAUCACUUACCAAUUGUUGGCGAAUUUUGUAAUAAGCUGGAAUUCUAAGAAAGGACACAAUGUUUUUUUUUAUAUUUUAAGAAAGGAUAUUGCCAACUUUUUUUAAUUUUUCACAAAUAUUCCACGCGGGUGAGACGCCAGCAAAGGCUAGUGAUACAAAAUAACCUUUCUAGAAUGUUCUUUACGUACAUUUCGAAAACCAAUUUAGUUCGAGGUUAUUCAUACAGGGUCAUUUUGACAUUGUAUUACUAAAUGAAACCACCUUGUUUUCACCUUUGCCGCUCUUGUGCCAAAAAUCAUCCAUUAAUAAUGAAUAUUUUCAGGGAUUUUUCCAGUUUUACUUAUAUUAUUUUUUAUCAGUUUGUAGUUUAAUGCGAAUAUGGCGUGUGCGUGAGUGUAUUUCUGACUGAGAGUAUGAUUUUGCUGCUGCGAUGAAUUCUUCUAGAGUAGUGGCAUUAGGGCGCGUAAAAUUCAAAUUACUUUUUAUUAAUAUUUAUUUUGUUCGAAAUUUAAAUUUUUUAUUUCACAUCUAGUACUUAUAGUAAAGUAUUAUUUCCAAGUAGAUAAGUAUGUGGUAUCAGUUAGUAACGCAAUGUCAAAUGACCCUGUAUCAUGUAAAUUUGUAACAUGUGAAUAAAUAAAGCUAAAAGUAUUUGCCAAUCGCUUCAGUGUGUAAACAAAGCAGACACAUUGCUAUAUUCUGUUUAUUUUCGUUAUUACUGUUUUGUACUAUUGUUAAUUCUGCGUAUUCAGCGUGCCUAAAGUUACGUUCAAUACACAUUUUCCUGUUUUCAAGCGAUAUACUAGUUGUCCGAGCUUGUAAAUAUAUGUACGGUGGAACCCUGUUUAAGUUAGUAGUAAGGGUGAAAGUUUGAUUAAGGAAUAUGUUAUUGUUUGUGUUCAUAAGUUUAAGGUGUAUGCUUUGGGUUUUAAUUUGGCGGAUCUUCCCAACUAGGCUAUAUCUAUACGUAUUUUUAAACAAAGUCUAAAAAAGCUAUCUGUAUUGAUCGAUUUUCUCAAAAUCUACAGAACGGAUUUUUGUACGGUUUUUACUAAGAGAUAGUUCAAUUCUUCAGGAAGGUUUUUGUUAAUAGUACAUUACAGUUUUAUGUAAAUUAACUGUAAUAUAACUAUUACUAUUGAAGAGCUCGCGUGGUAAAAAAUCUCGUGGAUUGGAAUUUACUCGGGAAAUUCUUUGUGCCACACUGAUUUCUACGCGGGCGAAGACAAGAGCUAGUCAGUCAUAAAUAACAUUUACAUUCCAUAAGAGUAUGAAGACUGAACCUACUCUUCACGACAUUGAGAUAUUUUAUAAAGAAUAUCGUUUCUUAAAAUUUUGCAUUACGUAUAAAAUAGGUAUUACAUUUUUACACUAAAGCUAACGUGAAACAUAAACGAAAAAUAUGAAUGAAAAUGAUAUUAAAACUAAUAUAGAAUGCAUGUAUAAAUCAAAAAUGCAUCAUUCGGUCAGUUUGGUGCGCGGAAUUCGUUGAAAAAAUUUAUUCAACCGAUUUUCGAAUUGAAACACACGGGCAUGCGGAUGAAAUUCGCUUGCCAAAAAAUAACUGUACCGUGGUCACGCCAUUUAUUUCAGUAACAUACACAAAUUGUUGUUUCCGCAAAUAAACACUCGGUUGUACUAAUAUUUUUCAUGUUUAAAACAUUGUUCGUAAUCAGUUAAAUUGCUUUAUCACGGAAUUAUUUAUUUAGUGUGGUUGUUCGUAUCCAUCGGGACGUAGUACUGGCAUUUUAACUCCCGGACCUUUAACACCCUUUCAAUGAUUGUUUUUUUUUUAUUGUCUUAGUAGGCAAACGAGCUAGCGAGCAAUGCCAGACGCACAGCUAAGCCGUUGACUACCGGGACGUGAGCACUAAAUUAUGACGAGAAGAAGGAGUAUACGCUCGUAAGUUUUGUAAACGAAUUCCAAAUUUAAAAAUUCCAGACUCAGGCUGAUCUGAGCAGAAAAACGCAAAUACCACAUUGCCGGACCCGGGAUUCGAACCCAUGACCUAAGAACGGUGCUGUACCUAGUAUGCAGUACAACUACGCCACCGAGGAAGUUCAAUCAAUAAAUCGCAAUUACUUAGUACAUAAUCUCAAUAUUAAUAUAGAAUUCAUAGAAAUGACGCUUCAUUCGCGCACAGCGGAGCUAUCGCGUAACAGAUGCCUCGUAGCUCGAGAUUGAAUGAAAAAUGGAUGUAAAA
Messenger RNA from Manduca sexta (tobacco hornworm), 3644 nucleotides. RefSeq lists its product as uncharacterized. The coding region runs from base 183 to 1022 and encodes 279 amino acids. The record is from RefSeq and is a predicted model, not a curated record. NCBI's taxonomy places the organism in Eukaryota, Metazoa, Arthropoda, Insecta, Lepidoptera, Sphingidae. The transcript is spliced from 6 exons.